AUGAUUUUUUUUGGAUCCAAUGAGGAACGCAAAUCAGAUGACGUUCCUAAGUUGGGACAUGAUCCAUGUAGGAUAGUUUUGCGCAAACUUCCUGCUGAUAUGGAUUAUGAUCGCUUCGUUGAUAAAAUAGCCAGCUUGAAAGGGGUCAAGUCGUACUAUUUCGUCCAAGGUAGUGUCUCCAGCGACCUCAGUGAGUCUCCAGUUCACUCGCGAGCCUACCUUCAAAUGGCAAGCGCAGAGCACAGCAAGUCUGCUGUGCGACAAUUUCGGAAUUCUAGUCAGUCAGUCGAUUUUGCUUUUGCAAAUUCGGAUAUACAGAAGGCUCUAAACGAAUCUGUUCCUGCACCAUUUAUUCCAGGGCAUCAAAAAAGCAAAACCAAGCUGGAAGACUCACCAUUAUAUCAAAGCUAUAUGAAGAUGGCUGCAGGUGAGAUUACUGAAGAGGAGUUCCAGAGUCCCUAUUUGGCGAAACCUAAAAGGAAGAAAGCGCCCAAACAGGCUCGCAGUCCGUCUUCUGAAAGACGAAAUGAAGCGACCGAGAAAAUAAACGACGCGUCGAAAAAAAAGAAGGAGAAAAAGGAGCAGAAGGUAAAGAAGGAGAAAGAGAAAAGUACGAGCGCGCAGCAGAAAUCAAAGAAAGGUAAGGCCAAGAAAUCCAAAGACAAUCAAAAAAACGGUGAACAAAACAAGAGCGCCCAGGCCGAACCCUCAGCCAAGGUUCAGAUCACUUAA
Messenger RNA from Ogataea angusta, 732 nucleotides. RefSeq lists its product as uncharacterized. The record is from RefSeq and is a predicted model, not a curated record. Gene Ontology annotation, molecular function: nucleic acid binding. The transcript has a single exon. NCBI's taxonomy places the organism in Eukaryota, Fungi, Ascomycota, Pichiomycetes, Pichiales, Pichiaceae. The coding region runs from base 1 to 732 and encodes 243 amino acids.